This is a messenger RNA of Plectropomus leopardus (leopard coralgrouper), 3283 nucleotides long. RefSeq names its product collectin-12-like. NCBI's taxonomy places the organism in Eukaryota, Metazoa, Chordata, Actinopteri, Perciformes, Serranidae. The record is from RefSeq and is a predicted model, not a curated record.
ACGUCCUCUGCAGCAGAGCGAGCAAGACAACAGAGACGAUGGGAUUUUAAACAGAAGACUCGACAUGAAGACAAACUUAUAAUUGUGUUGUUUCUUUUAUUCACGUGUGACGUUCUCCGUGGAGCAAGUUUACUCCUUUGCACUGGAUGCUGCGAUGCGCAGAAAGUGACAGCGGUCCUAUCUCUUCUACAGUCCUCAACGAGUUAUACGCCAUGAAAGACGACUUUGCAGACGAGGAGGAAGUACAGUCUUUUGGAUACAAGAGGUUUGGCAUCCAGGAGGGCACCCAGUGCACUAAGUGUAAGAAUGAAUGGGCGCUGAAGAUCUCCAUCGCUCUGCUCUACGUGCUGUGUACGCUCCUCACCAUCGCUGUCGCUGUGCUUGGAUAUAAAGUGGUGCAAAGAGUUGACAGUGUGUCUGAAGGUAUUGCAAACUAUGGAGGAAAGAUAAUAGCAGUUGAGACCGAUCUGAAAAAGCUAGAUGAUCAAGCCGGGGCAAAGUCGGAGAACACUACCACAGAGAUCCAGGCUUUCAAGAACAACAUCUGGACUCUGCAGAGGCAGCUGUCUGCGGUGGAGGAACGCAUCCACAGCGAUCAAGUUAAGCUGAGUCAGCUGCAGAGCAUUGGCUCAGACAUCCAGAGCAGCCAGGGCUCCAUUCAGGGAUUGCUGGAUAGAAACACAGCCACCUUGCACUCCGUAAACGGCACCCUGCAAUCUUAUGGUGCAAUCAUUGGCGGUCUGCAGGAUGACACAGCCCAACUGCAGAGAGAGCUCCAGAUUCAGGUGAAGCUUCAGGACCAGGCGUUGCUCAGCAUCAGCAGUCUCAACUUCACCCAGGCCCAGCAGAGAGGCCUAAUCGCCGUCCUGCAGCGCUCAGUGGACGACACAAGUCAGGCCAUCCAGAAAAUGCGCAAUGACUUUCAGAGCCUCGUGCAGGCGGCCCGGCAGGUACGCACUGAUACCGACUGGCUUCGCAGGAAGGUUGAAAACCUGCAGAUCAUGUCCAGUAACACCUCGGCUCUUGCAAAAGCCAACAACGACAGCCUGGAGGAGGUGGGAUCACAGCUUGCUUUUAUGGCCAACCAGCUCCAGAACACCAGCAGCCUGGCGGACGCUCACGACCAAACCCUGAGGGAGAUUAUGGACCGGCAGAGGGAUUUUGGCAACCUCACAUCCGCCAAGUUUGACCGGCUGGAAGUGCGAUUGGAUGAGUCAGAGCAGAGCAUAGAUCGUGUGACGGGCAACAUCAGCUUCACCACACAGCUUCUGGGUGCCAUAAACCUCAACCUGAACGACUUGCGUACUUGUUCCGAAACCGUUGGCCGUCACUCGGACUUCUUGCUGAACCUAAACAGCAGCGUGACGGACGUGAGGACAGAGGCAGCCAGUCUGAGGUCCCAGCAGGAAGAGCUGGUAGCACGUGUGGACAAAGAGGUCACCAGCCUCUUUAUUGUCAUGGAGGAGAUGAAGCUGGUUGACACCAAACACUCACAACUAAUAACCAACUUCACUAUUUUACAGGGUCCUCCUGGUCCCCGAGGGCCAAGAGGGGACAAAGGACCUCAGGGGCCAGCUGGUCAGACUGGCCAGAAGGGAGAGAAAGGGGACAAAGGUGGUCCAGGGAUACGAGGACCCCGAGGAGAGCAGGGUUUCCCAGGCCCCCCAGGUCUGCCAGGGUCAAAAGGCGCGCCAGGCGUACCCGGCAGUCCUGGAUCCAAGGGUUCCCGAGGGUCAGGAGGCAGGGCCGGACCUCCUGGGACUAAAGGAGAGCCGGGGGCUGCUGGUCUGCCUGGAAGAGAUGGACAGCCUGGUCCCCAGGGGGCACAGGGCCCACCGGGUAUCAGAGGUGCAAUGGGGCCAGCAGGGGAGCAGGGGCUGAGGGGACUGCCGGGGCCAGUGGGGCCUCCGGGGCCAGCAGGACCACCAGGACAACCAGGGAUCCCAGUCCAGAGUCCAUUAACGCCUCUGGGGCCUGUGUCUCUGCAGGAUGAAGCAGUAGCUCCGACACUAUGGGCGCCAGGAUGCCCCUCAGAGUGGGUUUACUACAAAGACAAGUGCUACUUUUUCUCCAAAGAUCUGCACAGUUUCGACGAUGCAAAGGCGACCUGUGAAUCAACGUCUGCUUCUCUGUUGAUCAUCAACGAUUUAGAGGAACAGAAAUGGCUGAAGCUGCAGACCUUCGGAAAAGGUUACUUCUGGAUGGGUCUGACCGACAGGGAGGAGGAGAACGUUUGGCGCUGGCUUGAUGGGACUCAACCUGCUUUCACGAAGUGGAAGCCCGGUCAGCCUGACAACUGGGGCCACGGGCAUGAAAUGGGAGAAGACUGUGCGGGGCUCAUCCAUGGAGGGCUGUGGAAUGAUUUCUUCUGUGAAGAUCUCAUAAGCUACAUCUGUGAGAAGGAUCUGGAGACCUCAGCAGGAUCGCCUGGAUCGUAGCGACGUCUUGAAAGGGAGCUUGCAGUGAGCAGCUAGACUCCCCCCAUGUGGCACUGGUCCACCGACGCGGCACAUGGAGAGUCCAUACGGAGAGAGCAAAGGGACAAUUUUGAAAUGAGCCCAGGGCUGCAGCAGGAAACGUCUCUCCGAUGCUGAAGAGACGCCUUUCUCCUCCAAAGUGAACCAACUUCACCAGCAUGUGCAAUACAGCAGGGCAAUCACAGUAGGAGGACUUUUAUUUUUUAAAGUACCAAAUCACCAAUUGAUUUAUAAAUAUAUAUAAAUAUUUUUAUGGUUAUUUGAAAUACAUUUUAUAAAACUGUAUUCAACGUGCAACUGAAUAUCUGAAUGUAUAUUUCAUUAUGCAACUUUUGUAGGAAACUAUGAAUUCUAUGAAGCCAAGAGGACUUACCAUAGUGCUUUUCAUAACAUGUAUCUGUCUGAAAAUGAAAAGGUGCAAAAUGAUGCGCAAAAAAACACGAAAUGUCGCUGAUAUGCUAUCCUCGAGGAACCCGUUAUCUAACCUCAUGAAUGUCUAUAUAGCAUUUUCAUUUAUGCGAGUAGAACCAAAUGAAGUAUUUACACAUAAAUACAGAAAAAAAUGUCACAAUCAGCUUCAAGACUGCACGUUUACAGUUUAAUACUCUACGUAUGAUGCAGUAUUUUGUGAUUAUGAGAUUUGUUUUUCAUUAUUACAGACGCACAUGCGUUUAUGAAUCUGUGGAUCCUACCUACAAAUAUAAAAUGUGCCAUUUUCUGCACUCAGGUACUGUUUUAUUGUUAAGAGAAACACUUGAGUUUAAACGACACUACGAACCAUGAAGGAAACACUCAAAUAAAUGUAU